Messenger RNA from Sporothrix brasiliensis 5110, 1827 nucleotides. RefSeq names its product Nrm1. Bases 1 to 1827 code for a protein of 608 amino acids. NCBI's taxonomy places the organism in Eukaryota, Fungi, Ascomycota, Sordariomycetes, Ophiostomatales, Ophiostomataceae. The transcript has 2 exons. Gene Ontology annotation, molecular function: transcription coregulator activity. Gene Ontology annotation, cellular component: SBF transcription complex; cytoplasm. The record is from RefSeq and is a predicted model, not a curated record.
AUGGAUCGAGACGCCCACGUCCACGACAGCCGUGACGCUCGAGACGUCCGAGCCGUUCUUCCGCGUCUCUCCGACAAGUCCGACGCGCCUGCUUCUCGUGCUAGUCUCGCUUUAGAUGUGUUUGCCAACGCGCAAAAACUGCCGUCCUACUCAAUACACGCCCAACAACGACUCCUGCACCAGGACCAGAACCAGCACCAGCAGGCGCAACACCGGACACAAUCACCCACACACUCACCGUCCCACCAAGCAAGCGAACUGCCCAUUCCCCUUUCUGCGUCCUCAUCCACCUCCUUCCAAAGCAGCAGCCGUCAUUACUUCCAGCAGCAACAACCGCCGUCCUUCAGCCACACCGCCAACAGUAGCGAUUCGCAAGAUACGACGAGUAGCGCCAGCACGGAUACCGAUCAGCUCUUUACGCCACCGAUCAGCGAAGGCGAAUUGAGUUUCGGGGGUGGUGGCGGCAGCGUCAACGGAAGCUCAAGCGCCUACAAUCUCGAACACGACAUCUCAAGCCAAGAGUCCCAGCUGCACCAACUGUCAAGGCUUGCCGCAUCCCGCGAAAGAAUGACCGACAUAACGGGAUCUGAUGCGUUUGACGGCGGCGCGCUAUCACGCAAGCGGGCCGCCGAUGGUUCUGUCAAGCACACGCGGAAUGCAUCCAGUACGUCACCGAUCUACAUGGGCGGUCAUUCCAGAGAUACGAGUACUGUGAGCGUUGCAUCCACGACCGGUGGCCGCAUUGGCGAGGCACAUUCGAUCGACCAGGUCGAGAACCUUGCCUCUCAUGCCGCAUCACCGGCAUCUAGUACGUCGACAAUCCACGGCCGCCACGGUUCGUCACUCAGCCCGCGCAUUCCUGGCCGCCCUUUCCACGAUCGCCAUCAGAGCCAAACGAGCGUCUCUACUAUAAGCACGACCAUUGCCCCAGCUGAUCGCGGCCUGUCCACCCUCGAUACGUCGCCAUGGUCAUCACAACAAAGCUCCCGUAGCAACCACUCCACACCUCCCCUGCCUUCGCCUCUCGGGACGUCGCGAAGCGGAUCGACCGCGCCAACAAGAUCCCUCGCCCCACCAGUCUCUAUCCAGCCAUCUCGGCCGUCUGCGCUGGGACGCCGAAAUUCGAAUCCAGGUUAUGCGCCGCCGGCUCUUCCAACAUUCUACUCACACCAGGGUAGCCCGCACACGCCGUCUACUCUCGAUUCGGGACAUGUGCGCACGCCGACCGCCGACCCUAUUCUCUAUACACCCCACCAAAACGUUCGCGAGCAGGAUGCUAUUGAAACGCUCCUUUUCAUGAGCAGCCCCGGCAACUCGUCCAACAUGAAGCACUUCCCCCCCAUCUCUUCCUCGCAACCUCUUCCGGCCGGCCACCACGACCCCCAGCAGUACAACAACGUGAUGAGCCCUCAACGGCACGGUCUCCCUGGCUCUGCCCCGCGCAAGAGCCUACCCACAGGUCGGCCGAACGCCCCAACGUAUGGCUCACAGCCUGCCCUCGGUCGUCGUGGUGGUCACCACCGGAGUCCCAGCGAGAUGGACCUCGACGAGUCGUAUGAAACACCGUACUCACGAUCUAACAAGGGCACACCAAAACGGCGCGCUAAUGGGGCGUUUGAUGGUACGAACGUGUUGAGCCCUCGCAUGAAGGUGCCGCUGUCCAUGCCGUCUGGCCUGAGCUCCACAUCAAAACCACGACCUGUCUUGGACGAGGACGACAUCGAAAAGAUGCUAGAUCGUGCUGCCGCUGCUUCCGCCGACGAUUCCUCUGACUCGGAGAGCGAGAUUUUGAUUCCUGCCCGCCGGACAACCCAUCUUGGUGUUUAA